CUUAAGUACGGUGCUUGUGUAAACGUACUUAGUUACUCUUCUACUGCCGAUCCCUUUCCAGACUGUGAAAAUUUCACGCCCUGCAGAUGCAGCAGUCGGCAAUGGGUCUCUGUGCUUUGCCCGGUUGUCAAUAAGCAGUCUUAUUUUGAAAGUCCUCCCCGGACGUCAUGUUUUUGAUUGUGGCUAAAUUAGCAUUUGUGCUACCGCUGCUUUUACAAGCUCACUUGCACGGACGCGCCAUUUCGGAAUAAGACGUCUGUCGACAUUUUUAGCAGCAGAAAUAAUUAAAACCCGACAAAAAAAAUUGCACGCAGAAACUUCUGAGACGAGAAUAUAACGUUAUAUACGUUAAAUAAUUUUUUCUGCGGGAGGGCAACUUGGAUACGAAAUUGUAUUAUCUACUUAGCUAACUGUUAGCUUUGUGACGUUGUUAGCAAAAAAAAAAAAAACUUAGCCGCAGAGGAAUUUCACAGCCUGUUUAUGUUUUCGCAACUCCAGAGAAAUGUUGGACGGAUCUCCGGCUCACAGCGAUGAAGCCAACAUCGGCAACGUCGAAAACAACAAUCCGGUAACGCUGAUUUCCAGCAACGACGGGGUGAACACGGGCAACAAAGCGAGGCAGGCGCUGCUGAAGAAAGGAGGGAGGAAGCUGCGGUCGACAGCGCCGCUGCAGCACCAGAAACCUCCGAGGAACAGUCCCAACGUCCGCCUGUCCGACCACAACAACAACAGCCCUCUGACGGCCUCUUCUGCUAACAGACCCGCGGCUCAGCCCGGUACCGAGCUCCCUGCCGGCACGCAAACCUCACUGACCCUUCAUCAUCUCAAACAGGGACCCAGGAAAGAGCUGCUGAAAUCCAAAAGUGGCAGAUUGGACCGAGGGGCCCUGCAGCCAGGAGGCCAAACUGCCCGCAACCUUCCCAGACACGAUCAAAUGACCCAAAAUGUGAAUACCCGGAGCCACAAGCCCAAGCAGGACCAAACUCCCGGUGCCUCUCAAAACACAAAGAAAAAAGAUCACGGCAGCCCCAAUAAGCCCCCCUCUCUCCACCAGACUCCAUCCCGAGGGCAGAAAAAACCUCUCCAUGCCUCCAACAACGUGAAGAUUAUGACCCCACCGCCUGCUGAAACUGUGCCCGAAUACCUCAAAGACGGUGAGAAAGUCUAUGCUGGAGCUAAGUUCAGUGAGCCACCCUCACCCAGUGUCUUACCGAAACCGCCCAGUCACUGGGUCGGAGAAUACAAGCCUCAACAUAGCAACCACAGCCGAGAGCAAAUGACGGUUCAUUUAAAGUCGCUGCUGAAGGUUCAAGAUACAGCAUGACCGUGCCUGGAUUUUCAAAUUGGAACAGACCUAGCCGAUAUCUGAUUAACAGUUAACGCCAACAGUAAAUGGAGUUUGGCCUUUGACGCACUGCAAUAGAAUGUAGGGAGUUUUUAUCAACUUUAGUACAGUUUCCCAUUAGCCAACACGCUGCCUGCAUUUGUGAACAUUUUGGAGACGUCGUGCUGUUGCUGGAGAUCUGACUGACGUGCUGCGUAUGUCGGGUGUUUAUCAAGUAUUUUCUGCCUUUUUGUUAGUGGAGAAAAGUUUUCAAGAAGUAAAAGAGAGUGAGUGCAGAAAGAGUCUGAGGCCGUCUCCAGCAGCAACACGAUCAGUGUCUGGUGUUUACAUUAUGCAAAAUGAUUAUGGCACUUUCUUUGUGAACACUUUUGCAGAGGCAGCCUUGUGUUAAUUGACUUUUUAAAGAGCUUGUGUAAAUGUACAUAAUAUAUUGUAAACAUAUAUUUGUGUAUAUUUUUCCUUGUUAUUUUAACUGAGAUUCUAGUUUUGUUACUGAGGUUUUUUCCAAAAAAAAGAAAAAAAAAAAAAAAGAAAAAAGUCCCC
This is a messenger RNA of Xiphias gladius (swordfish), 1888 nucleotides long. RefSeq names its product proline-rich nuclear receptor coactivator 1 (gene pnrc1). The transcript has 2 exons. Lineage: Eukaryota; Metazoa; Chordata; Actinopteri; Istiophoriformes; Xiphiidae. The coding region runs from base 503 to 1324 and encodes 273 amino acids. The record is from RefSeq and is a predicted model, not a curated record. Gene Ontology annotation, cellular component: nucleus; P-body. Gene Ontology annotation, biological process: nuclear-transcribed mRNA catabolic process, nonsense-mediated decay.